Molecule: messenger RNA, 2404 nt
Organism: Lagopus leucura (white-tailed ptarmigan)
Lineage: Eukaryota; Metazoa; Chordata; Aves; Galliformes; Phasianidae
Gene: SEPTIN7
Product: septin 7
Exons: 15
Coding region: 136-1413 (425 amino acids)
Biological process (GO): cilium assembly; cytoskeleton-dependent cytokinesis
Cellular component (GO): septin complex; microtubule cytoskeleton; septin ring
Molecular function (GO): GTPase activity; molecular adaptor activity; GTP binding
Source: RefSeq, a predicted model, not a curated record
CGCCGCGGCGGCGGUAGCGGCGGAGGAGUAGGAGGAGGAGGAAGAGGAGGAGGAGGGGGCAGCUCGGUCCGCGCCGCCGCGGCGGAGGGAGGGCAGCGAGCCGCAGCCCAGCGCCUGCAGCGCACCGCCGGCGCCAUGGUAGCUCAACAGAAGAACCUUGAAGGAUAUGUGGGGUUUGCAAAUCUUCCAAAUCAAGUUUACCGGAAGUCUGUGAAGAGAGGAUUUGAGUUCACGCUCAUGGUAGUAGGUGAAUCUGGACUGGGAAAAUCAACAUUAAUCAACUCAUUAUUCUUAACAGAAUUAUAUUCCCCAGAGUAUCCAGGCCCUUCACACAGAAUUAAAAAGACUGUACAGGUGGAGCAGUCAAAAGUUUUAAUCAAAGAAGGUGGUGUUCAGUUACUACUUACAAUAGUUGACACACCAGGAUUUGGAGAUGCUGUGGAUAAUAGUAAUUGUUGGCAGCCUGUUAUUGACUACAUUGACAGUAAAUUUGAGGACUACCUGAAUGCAGAAUCUCGUGUGAACAGACGUCAGAUGCCAGAUAAUAGAGUUCAGUGCUGUUUAUACUUCAUUGCUCCUUCAGGACAUGGACUUAAGCCUUUGGAUAUAGAGUUUAUGAAGCGCCUGCAUGAAAAAGUGAAUAUCAUUCCACUUAUUGCCAAAGCAGACACACUUACACCUGAGGAAUGCCAACAGUUUAAAAAACAGAUAAUGAAAGAAAUCCAAGAACACAAAAUUAAAAUAUAUGAAUUUCCAGAAACAGAUGAUGAAGAAGAAAACAAGAUUGUUAAAAAGAUAAAGGACCGUUUACCUCUGGCUGUGGUAGGUAGUAAUACAAUCAUUGAAGUCAACGGCAAGAGAGUUAGAGGAAGACAGUACCCAUGGGGUGUUGCAGAAGUUGAAAAUGGGGAACACUGUGACUUCACAAUUCUGAGGAACAUGUUGAUAAGAACUCAUAUGCAGGACCUGAAGGAUGUCACUAACAAUGUACAUUAUGAGAACUACAGAAGCAGAAAGCUGGCAGCUGUUACAUACAACGGUGUUGACAACAAUAAAAAUAAAGGGCAGCUAACGAAAUUUGACACAGUUGAAGGCAUGAGCCCAUUGGCACAGAUGGAGGAGGAAAGGAGAGAGCAUGUAGCCAAGAUGAAAAAAAUGGAGAUGGAAAUGGAACAGGUGUUUGAGAUGAAAGUCAAAGAAAAAGUACAGAAACUGAAGGACUCUGAAGCUGAGCUGCAGCGACGCCAUGAGCAAAUGAAAAAGAAUUUGGAGGCUCAACACAAAGAAUUAGAGGAGAAGCGUCGCCAGUUUGAGGAUGAGAAAGCAAACUGGGAAGCUCAGCAACGUAUUUUGGAACAACAGAAUUCCUCCAGAACCUUGGAAAAGAAUAAGAAGAAAGGGAAGAUAUUUUAAAUGCAUCACUUUGACCACCAGUUAUGUAUUAGUUGCCAAUAUGCCAGCCUGGACAUCAGUGUUUGUCGGAUCCGUUUGACUAAUUUUGCACCAGUUGUAUCCAUAGUAAUGGAUUUAACAGCAUGACAAAUUUUUGUUCAUUUUGAUGGAGAAUGAGAUGCCUUGAAUUGCCUAGGGUGUUGUGUACUUGGAAAAGUAACAGCUCUGAGUACCUUUUGUCUUUUUUCUUUCCUUUUCGUUUUUUAAACAGACGUCAUUUUAAUGCAAAAGGAAACAUUUUACUGUUGUACAAUCAUGUCCUGGUGGUUUGACGGUUUACAGGAGACAGAUGCAAGGACUCCAGACGGUUUUUAGCGAGGAUAAAUUGCCAUAAUGAUGAUGCAAAUGAUGCUUCCCUAUCAUUGUAACUCAAGAAUUCCAUUCAGUGCAGCAUAUACAAUAAUGUAAUUUAGUCUAACACAGUUGACCCUAUUUUUGACACUUCCAUUGUUUAAAAGUACACAUGGAAAAACAGAAGUUGUAGGCUUACAGUGCACCUAAGCUUUUUAUAACAACCCUUUUAUGUUUUGGAUUCUUUAAAUAUAUGCUAUUCUCAUUUAGUAACUUCUUUAGCCAGAAGGAUCUCAUUACUGCUUCAUUUUUGUAAUAACAUUUAAUUUAGAUAUUUUUCCAUAUAUUGGCCCUCCUAAAUAGAGUAUAGCUUCUUUCAUAUGGUAGGAACCAGUGAGUAAAUCUUUCCUUUAACUCCCUUUUUACAUUUUAUGGUAAGUAGCAGGAAAACGCAUUUAUAGGUCAUUUCUAGGCAAAAUUGUGGAGUUAACUACCAACCUGUUUCUACCUGUGUGCAGUCUUUCUUUAUUUUACUAGAGAUGGGAAUAUGGCCUCAAGAAAAAGAAAUCACCGUUUCGCAUUUAGCUGUAUUCAUAUACUGCAUUUCUGUAUUUUUGUUUGUAUUGUAAAAAGUCACAUAAUAAACAAUGUUGUGAUGUUA